GGAGACCCGCGCGGCCCCUCGGCUGCUCCGCAGGGAGGCCGCCGGGGGCCCGGCCCUGUCGCCGGUGCUGCUGCUGUGCAACCCCUCUUGUGCUGCAGAACUGAUUUAUAGACUGGGUCUGGCAAAAUGGUCUAGCGGCAAGCUCCUGCAGGUGCUGGCCUGUGAGGCACUCGGAAGGGUUCCGAGGCCAGGACAAGGUGCUGGCAGUACUGUGUUCCUGAGAGAAAGGAAUCGCACGCUACUUGAUCCUUUGAGUUGCCUCUUCGUGCGUAUACCAUCUGCAGAACGCUGGUGAACCUAUAUGCGGGCUGCUAUAAAGGCUAUUUAUUUGAAGUUUUCCUUUAUUUUAGUCAGUUCUUCUGAACUGGCUUCCCUCCAGGAAUGUUUCUAGGGUUAAAUUUUGCGCGAACAGCUGCAGAUCGAUUUAUUCUUUCCCCUUGCGGAAGUUGCAGUUGGUAAGACUGAAGACUCUUAUUUUUCAAGGCACAAGUUUUAGGAUUUCAGAUCGCUGAUUUCUUUGGAAGAUAUCCUUGAUUUGCAGAAGGCAUCUCAGAAUGUUGUGUCGAGCUGCUCUGAGCCCUCUUGUCCGUUCCCCUGGAUGGUGCUUUGUGUUACCGCCACAUGCCAUCGCAGCCAUUUCCCGUUUAUAUCUCCCUUGCCAUAGCCAAAGAUUAAGGAGUGAAUCCGUCCGUUGUUGGAGCAACAUUCCAUUUAUCACUGUGCCACUCAGCCGUGCACAUGGAAAAUCGUUUGCGCACCGCAGUGAGCUGAAGCAUGCAAAACGGAUUGUAGUAAAGCUGGGUAGUGCUGUUGUUACUCGAGGGGAUGAGUGUGGCUUGGCCCUUGGGAGGCUGGCUUCUAUUGUAGAGCAGGUCUCAAUGCUGCAAAAUCAGGGCCGAGAGAUGAUGAUUGUCACUAGUGGGGCUGUAGCUUUUGGAAAGCAGCGGUUGCGUCAUGAGAUCUUGCUUUCUCAGAGCGUGAGGCAAGCACUUCAUUCAGGCCAGAGUCAGCUAAAAGAUAUGGCUAUUCCAGUCUUGGAGGCCCGAGCCUGUGCAGCAGCUGGGCAGAGUGGACUAAUGGCUCUGUAUGAGGCCAUGUUUACACAGUACAGUAUCUGUGCAGCUCAAAUUUUAGUCACCAAUCUGGAUUUCCAUGAUGAACAGAAGCGUCGCAACUUAAAUGGAACAUUACAUGAGCUUUUAAGGAUGAAUAUUGUCCCUAUAAUUAACACUAAUGAUGCAGUUGUUCCACCUCCAGAGCCCAACAGUGAUCUGCAGGGGGUAAAUGUAAUUAGUGUGAAGGAUAACGACAGUCUGGCAGCACGACUGGCUGUGGAAAUGAAAACUGAUCUCCUGAUUGUUCUUUCAGAUGUAGAAGGACUCUUUGACAGCCCACCAGGGUCUGAUGAUGCAAAGCUUAUUGACAUAUUCUACCCAGGAGACCAGCAGUCUGUAACAUUUGGAACCAAAUCCCGAGUGGGAAUGGGUGGCAUGGAAGCCAAGGUGAAAGCAGCUCUGUGGGCUCUGCAAGGAGGCACUUCAGUCGUGAUCGCAAAUGGAACCCACCCCAAGAUCUCAGGUCAUGUCAUCACAGAUAUUGUAGAAGGAAAAAAAGUUGGAACUUUUUUUUCAGAGGUAAAACCUGCAGGCCCUACUGUAGAACAGCAGGCUGAAAUGGCUCGAGCUGGUGGCAGGACCUUGGCGGCUCUACAGCCUGAGCAGAGAGCAGAGAUUAUUUAUCGUCUUGCUGACUUACUAACAGACCAGAGAGAAGAAAUUCUCUUGGCAAACAAAAAGGACUUAGAGGAGGCUGAAAAUAAAGGGAGAUUAGCACUCCCUUUGUUGAAGCGCCUAAGUCUGUCUACUUCAAAGCUGAACAGCUUGGCUAUUGGUCUGCGUCAGAUUGCAGCAUCCUCGCAGGACAGCGUCGGCCGUGUAAUUCGACGAACUCGAAUAGCAAAAGACCUGGAUUUGGAGCAGGUGACAGUGCCAAUUGGUGUCCUUCUCGUGAUCUUUGAGUCUCGUCCUGACUGCCUUCCACAGGUGUCUGCUUUGGCAAUAGCCAGUGGAAAUGGCUUACUACUUAAAGGAGGGAAAGAGGCAGCACACAGCAAUCAAAUCCUUCAUCAUCUGACACAAGAAGCACUCUCCAUUCAUGGAGUCAGAGAUGCAGUGCAAUUGGUGAAUACAAGAGAGGAAGUAGAAGAUCUCUGCCGUUUGGAUAAGCUGAUAGAUCUCAUCAUUCCACGUGGUUCAUCACAGCUGGUCAGGAAUAUCCAGAAAGCUGCUAAGGGAAUCCCAGUGAUGGGUCACAGUGAAGGGAUCUGUCAUGUGUAUGUUGACACGGAUGCCAGUGUUGAGAAGGUCACGCGAAUAACCAGAGACUCAAAGUGUGAAUAUCCUGCUGCCUGUAAUGCUCUGGAAACUCUCUUAAUUCAUCGAGACUUGCUGAGAACCCCGUUGUUUGAUCAGAUCAUAGACAUGUUGAGAGUAGAACAGGUAAAGAUUCAUGCUGGCCCAAAGUUUGCAUCUUACUUGACAUUCAGCCCUUCAGAAGUGAAAUCUCUGCGCACAGAAUAUGGGGACCUGGAGUGCUGCAUUGAGGUGGUCGACAGUGUUCAAGAGGCUGUUGAACAUAUCCACAAGUAUGGAAGUUCCCAUACGGAUGUUAUUAUCACAGAGAAUGAAAAAACAGCAGAGUUCUUCCUCCAGCAUGUGGACAGUGCUUGUGUUUUUUGGAAUGCCAGUACCCGAUUCUCUGAUGGCUAUAGGUUUGGACUGGGUGCUGAAGUGGGAAUUAGUACUUCUCGUAUCCAUGCACGUGGACCAGUGGGAAUUGAAGGACUCUUAACUACUAAGUGGUUGCUGAGGGGGAACAAUCACGUUGUUUCUGACUUUUCAGAGCAUGGGACCAUGAAGUAUCUUCACGAAAGCCUCCCUCUCCCUCAGAGAAAUGCCAACUAAAAAUGCUGGGGAGAAAAACAGGCAGUAUAAUUAUUUCAUGAAGAUGUUCAGGCUUCAGCAUAAUCUCUGGUGAAGGAGUUUGUUUUUCAUCUUCAGAAACAUUGUCCUUGGUCGUUUUGCAGUAAAAUGAAUACAAAAUGAUCCCAUCAAUGAGAAUUCCCCCUCUCCCCCUUUCAGUUUCCUUAGUAUCUGUAAACUGACCUCACUUCUCCCAAAAAAGAGAUUUUUUUAAAUCAUACAGGUAACAUAAGGAAGGAUUUCAGUAUCAACUACACAACUUUUUUAUCCCAGUGCUCCCUGUAGCAAGUGUGUUUGGUGGUGGAGCUUAGUUUUUUUUUCUAAGUUUUGUUUUAUUCAAGUAUCUGUUCUGGAGAACAGACCCAGUGGUUUUGAUUGUGAGGGUUUUUUUCUUCAGUCUUAGGAUCAUGGCAUCUCUUGAGGGCCAGAAAGCUUUAUGCUUAAUUUCUUUGCAUUUGAUCAGUCUUGAGAUAGGGGGACAGAUGUUCCAAAUGUAUAGUAAGCUUUUGACCAAGAAACCUUUUAUAUCUAAUUCUUUGUAUUGUUGACUAUUGUAGAUAAAUAACAUAAUUGUCUGCUGCA
This is a messenger RNA of Parus major (Great Tit), 3563 nucleotides long. RefSeq names its product aldehyde dehydrogenase 18 family member A1 (gene ALDH18A1). The record is from RefSeq and is a predicted model, not a curated record. Gene Ontology annotation, molecular function: ATP binding; glutamate 5-kinase activity; glutamate-5-semialdehyde dehydrogenase (NADP+) activity. Lineage: Eukaryota; Metazoa; Chordata; Aves; Passeriformes; Paridae. The coding region runs from base 555 to 2963 and encodes 802 amino acids. The transcript has 19 exons. Gene Ontology annotation, cellular component: cytoplasm; mitochondrion.